GACAUUAGACAUUAGUCAUAUUGCAUUUGAUAAGGAGCCAUAAUAAGGAGUUAUUUUGGUAAAUAUGUUGGAAAUCUUCUAGAAAGCCAAAUUUUAAUUUUUAGUAUUGCUUGCAAGUGGUUUGCAAGGCUCUACAGUUUAACCGAAAGUGAUAACAUUUCUUUGUUGAAAACUUAAUAAUGGAUACCAAAAGAAAACUAUCGACUCAAGGAGAUUCACUCUAUGAAAUCUUAGCUCUUCCUAAAACAGCAUCUGGGGAUGAAAUAAAGAAAACGUAUCGUCGUUUGGCUUUAAAAUACCACCCGGAUAAGAAUCCUAACAAUUCAGAUGCGGCGGAAAAAUUCAAAGAAGUGAAUAGGGCUCAUUCUAUUCUAAGUGAUCCAACAAAAAGAAAUAUUUAUGAUAACUAUGGUUCUUUAGGGCUAUAUAUAGCAGAACAAUUUGGGGAAGAAAAUGUUAAUGCUUAUUUCGUAGUAACAUCUACCUGGUGCAAGGCUUUGUUCGUAGUAUGCGGUAUCCUAACUGGUUGUUAUUGUUGCUGUUGUCUAUGCUGUUGCUGUAACUUCUGCUGUGGAAAAUGUAAACCACGUCCACCCGAAGAUACAGGAGAUUAUCAUACACUAAAUCGUGAGGGUGGGCCAAGUACGGGUCAGCCAGUGAUAACUCAACCAGGUAAAAGACGGGACGAUGGCAGCGACGACGAACGAGCUGGUUCGCCAGUGACAAGUCAGCCUUCCCCUAAGAAGGGGCCUAAUAACCCAGUAUAUGCUAUGCCACCUCCGCCAUCUGCUGGUGAGAGUGCCGCUUUAAAUCAAGGCGAUGCACCUGUCUAUUACACUCCCGAUCUAAAGUAAGAAGUCAACAUUUUAAAUUGCAGAUAUGCGUGUCGAUUCCAAGCGAUGAGCAAAGAGGAUUGAUUACAAUAAGGAAGCUUAACCAAUUGACAAAAAUUACAUCAAUCACCUUUUUGCCUAGUCAACUUAAACAUAACUACAAUUAUUAUUAUGCACUGGUAUUAUUGUCUAAACACUUUAUUUUGUCUAUUUUUUGAGGCUGUAAUGGAGUAUAAAUAGUAAAAAGAAAAUAUAAGUAUUAUUUGUAUACUUUAAUUCACUGAUUGAAAAAUGAAAAAUGAAGUUAUAUAUUUUUAUUUCUCGUUUUAUUAAAUUUAAUUAGUUUGUACUUUUCCAUAUUGAAAUGCCAUAAAUUUUGAGACUGAGUAAUUCAUGGUAAUAUGUCCGCUGCUAACAGUUUUGAUGUUAAUCAAAAUUAACGUCUUUAGACAAUGAAAUUUCAGUGCUAUAUAAUAUGUUUAAGUUCAGUCGUCCGUAUAAAUUUUAUAGCUACAUAUUCAGGUGGCUUGUACAGUCAGUUAUUACGAACCAAUAAUGCUAAUAAAUCUAUAUAGCUUUCAAGAUAAUUCAGUUUUUAUCUGUGGUAUUUUAAUUUAUGUAUUAUUACUCUCAAUGUAUAAGUAACUUUAUUAGUUUUUUAUAGGUUAUAAGGUAUAUUUUCAAGAAACAUAGAUAGGUAGUUGAUUAUGUACACUUUGAUAUGUAUUUUAAAAAUUAUAUUUCAUAAUGUAAAAUGUUAAAUAGUAGCAUAUCAUUGUUCUGAAUAAAAGAGUAAGAGUUUAGUUUAUU
Messenger RNA from Sitophilus oryzae (rice weevil), 1643 nucleotides. Its product is annotated as dnaJ homolog subfamily C member 5 homolog. Bases 180 to 854 code for a protein of 224 amino acids. Gene Ontology annotation, biological process: regulation of neuromuscular synaptic transmission. The transcript is spliced from 7 exons. Lineage: Eukaryota; Metazoa; Arthropoda; Insecta; Coleoptera; Curculionidae. Gene Ontology annotation, cellular component: type Is terminal bouton. The record is from RefSeq and is a predicted model, not a curated record.